AUGUCUGCUACGAUUUCGUCAUGCUUACUUUCCGCCGGCGAUAUGUAUUACGUAAAACCUUACCACGAUCUCAAUCAAAACCCCCCAAUCGUAGAAGAUGAUGAUGAUGAUAUUAUGUAUAAAGUGAAGCCAAUCAGCAAGCCGGCUAAUUUGACUGAAUCGGCUGAUCUGCUGAAAGAAUUAGAAAACAGACAAGAUGCUAUUUUUGCCCGGCUUCACAAAAUCCAAAAUGAAUUGGAUAAAAUGUCAGUUGGUAGUGACAAGAAAAUGACUACAACAGAACAAUCUUCACUGAAAAUUUCAUUUCAAGAUCUCGUGAUUGGAGUCGAUCCCAGUCAUAUACCUUUGUCUCUGUUGGUCCUUUAUGAACAAUUGUCACAAAUCUUCAAAGUGAAAGUAUCAGUGUUUGUCCAUUCUACUGUGAAGAAAUCCCCUAUGUCGCACAUGCAAAGUCUGUUUAAAUCAGCCCUGCCAGCUAAACAACCAGAUGAUUGUCGCACAACCAAUGAUUUACUUCUCACAUUUAUUUACAAACAAGUACGACAAGAUUGUUCUUUGAUGGUCAACCCAGAACGCCAGACUUAUAUUUAUGGUGAAGUGAAUGUUGCUCGAUAUCUGUCACGCCUUGCCAACCCCGAUUAUGAAUCUAAUCCAGUCACUUCCACACAGAUUGACCAUUGGCUGGAUUUGGCCAGUCUAAUGUUGUGGAAUGGCAGUGGUAAAGCCAGGUCACAAAUGGUUCAAAACAUUGACUCAGCAUUGACUAAAAGGAAAUGGUUGGUUGGUCAAAAUCUUUCAUUAGCUGAUAUUGUUGUCUGGUCAGGGCUGCAAUAUGCCAAAAUGAUGGACAAGCUGCCUUCCAAUGUCCAAGCAUGGCGAAAGAACUGCGAGAAUCAUCCGUACUUUAACCUUGUCAAUAAACUGUACAAAUGA
This is a messenger RNA of Acanthosepion pharaonis, 933 nucleotides long. The record is from the annotation of a GenBank genome assembly. NCBI's taxonomy places the organism in Eukaryota, Metazoa, Mollusca, Cephalopoda, Sepiida, Sepiidae.